AUGACCAAAUUAUUAAUAGUUAUUACCUUAAUCAUUGCUCUAGCUGCUGCAUAUUGUUCUUCUGUGACUCACAAUAUUAAAGUUGGUUCUCCAGUAGGAAAGUUCGCUUAUGAACCUCAAACUAUUAAUGCUGAUUUACAAGAUAUUGUUAUAUGGGAAUGGGUAAGUCCUCAACAUAGCGUUAUUCAAUCUGAUGCACCAAAUAAUUGUGUAAAAUCUAUAUCAACAACAGCAUUUGCUUCACCAUCCCAAGAAGUUGGGAAAACUUUUCAAAUUACAAUUUCUCAACCAUAUGGCAAAUUAUAUUAUUUUAGUGAUGUAGGCACAGAUUGUAAACAAGGUAUGGUUGGUACAAUAGUGAUUGGCGCGGGAAAAUUACCAGCUGAUGACACCCCUACUGCUGCUCCAAACUCUACAAAAACCAGCGUCCCAGCUGUAGAAACAUCAUCAUCACCAUCGUCGGCAUCGGUAACUCCAACUCCUGAUAGUAAAAAAAGUGUUGGUUAUAAACUUGAUGGAAAUCUUGUAAUGGUUGUUACAAUGGCUGCAAUCGGUGUGAUUGUUGCUUCACCAUCCCAAGAAGUUGGGAAAACUUUUCAAAUUACAAUUUCUCAACCAUAUGGCAAAUUAUAUUAUUUUAGUGAUGUAGGCACAGAUUGUAAACAAGGUAUGGUUGGUACAAUAGUGAUUGGCGCGGGAAAAUUACCAGCUGAUGACACCCCUACUGCUGCUCCAAACUCUACAAAAACCAGCGUCCCAGCUGUAGAAACAUCAUCAUCACCAUCGUCGGCAUCGGUAACUCCAACUCCUGAUAGUAAAAAAAGUGUUGGUUAUAAACUUGAUGGAAAUCUUGUAAUGGUUGUUACAAUGGCUGCAAUCGGUGUGAUUGGUUUAUUGCUCUAA
Entrophospora sp. SA101 is the source of this 903-nucleotide messenger RNA. Lineage: Eukaryota; Fungi; Glomeromycota; Glomeromycetes; Entrophosporales; Entrophosporaceae. The record is from the annotation of a GenBank genome assembly.